Nomascus leucogenys (northern white-cheeked gibbon) is the source of this 8209-nucleotide messenger RNA. It is a transcript of the gene BRIP1, whose product is annotated as BRCA1 interacting DNA helicase 1. Lineage: Eukaryota; Metazoa; Chordata; Mammalia; Primates; Hylobatidae. The record is from RefSeq and is a predicted model, not a curated record. Gene Ontology annotation, biological process: nucleotide-excision repair; double-strand break repair involved in meiotic recombination. Gene Ontology annotation, cellular component: nucleus. Gene Ontology annotation, molecular function: ATP binding; DNA helicase activity; hydrolase activity, acting on acid anhydrides, in phosphorus-containing anhydrides.
AGGCGGGAAUUCGUCUCGGGCUGUGUGGUUGAAGGGUCUGGUGAGUGCUGGAGUCGAGGAAAGAUACGGCGGCCUCAAGCCUGCACACCAGGCCGGGGAAGUAGCAGCCCCGCCAGGAAGAGGGAGGAGGAAGGGCUCGUGCCCUUUCUUCUCUUCCAGGGCUCCGCUUUAUUUGCUCUCAGAAGUCGGUUUCCUUUUCUUCAGUGAAUCGGAGCUCAGAGCGUUGCUUCGGUUUCCCUCCAGACAGUUAGGAAUCUGAAAUAAGCAGGAAAGCACUAUGUCUUCAGUGUGGUCUGAAUAUACAAUUGGUGGGGUGAAGAUUUACUUUCCUUAUAAAGCUUACCCGUCACAGCUUGCUAUGAUGAAUUCUAUUCUCAGAGGAUUAAAUAGUAAGCAACAUUGUUUGUUGGAGAGUCCCACAGGAAGUGGAAAAAGCUUAGCCUUACUUUGUUCUGCUUUAGCAUGGCAACAAUCUCUUAGUGGGAAGGUGGCAGAUGAGGGCGUAAGUGAAAAAGCUGAAGUACCAUUGUCAUGUUGUUGUACAUGCCAUUCAAAGGAUUUUACAAACAAUGACAUGAACCAAGGAACUUCACGUCAUUUCAACUAUCCAAGCACACCACCUUCUGAAAGAAAUGGCACUUCAUCAGCUUGUCAAGAGUCCCCUGAAAAAACCACUCUGGCUGCAAAGUUAUCUGCUAAGAAACAGGCAUCCAUAUACAGAGAUGAAAAUGAUGAUUUUCAAGUAGAGAAGAAAAGAAUUCGACCCUUAGAAACUACACAGCAGAUUAGAAAACGUCAUUGCUUUGGAACAGAAGUACACAAUUUGGAUGCAAAAGUUGAUUCAGGAAAUACUGUAAAACUCAACUCUCCACUGGGAAAGAUAAACUCCUUUUCGCCACAGAAACCCCCUGGCCACUGUUCUAGGUGCUGUUGUUCUACUAAGCAAGGAAACAGUCAAGAGUCAUUGAAUACCAUUAAGAAGGAUCAUACGGGGAAAUCCAAGAUACCCAAAAUAUAUUUUGGGACACGCACACACAAGCAGAUUGCUCAGAUUACUAGAGAGCUCCGGAGGACGGCAUAUUCAGGGGUCCCAAUGACUAUUCUUUCCAGCAGGGAUCAUACUUGUGUCCAUCCUGAGGUAGUCGGUAACUUCAACAGAAAUGAGAAGUGCAUGGAAUUGCGAGAUGGGAAAAACGGAAAAUCCUGCUAUUUUUAUCAUGGAGUUCAUAAAAUUAGUGAUCAGCACACAUUACAGACUUUCCAAGGGAUGUGCAAAGCCUGGGAUAUAGAAGAACUUGUCAGCCUGGGGAAGAAACUAAAGGCCUGUCCAUAUUACACAGCCCGAGAACUAAUACAAGAUGCUGACAUCAUAUUUUGUCCCUACAACUAUCUUCUAGAUGCACAAAUAAGGGAAAGUAUGGAUUUAAAUUUGAAAGAACAGGUUGUCAUUUUAGAUGAAGCUCAUAACAUCGAGGACUGUGCUCGGGAAUCAGCAAGUUACAGUGUAACAGAAGUUCAGCUUCGGUUUGCUCGGGAUGAACUAGAUAGUAUGGUCAACAAUAAUAUAAGGAAGAAAGAUCAUGAACCCCUACGGGCUGUGUGCUAUAGCCUCAUUAAUUGGUUAGAAGCAAACUCUGAAUAUCUUGUAGAAAGAGAUUAUGAAUCAGCUUGCAAAAUAUGGAGUGGAAAUGAAAUGCUCUUAAACUUACACAAAAUGGGCAUCACCACUGCUACUUUUCCCAUUUUGCAGGGACAUUUUUCUGCUGUUCUUCAAAAAGAGGAAAAAAUCUCACCAAUUUAUGGUAAAGAGGAGGCAAGAGAAGUACCUAUUAUUAGUGCAUCAACUCAAAUAAUGCUUAAAGGACUUUUUAUGGUACUUGACUAUCUUUUUAGGCAAAAUAACAGAUUUGCAGAUGAUUAUAAAAUUGCGAUUCAACAGACUUACUCCUGGACAAAUCAGAUUGAUAUUUCAGACAAAAAUGGGUUGUUGGUUCUACCAAAAAAUAAGAAACGUUCACGACAGAAAACUGCAGUUCAUGUGCUAAACUUUUGGUGCUUAAAUCCAGCUGUGGCCUUUUCAGAUAUUAAUGGCAAAGUUCAGACAAUUGUUUUGACAUCUGGUACAUUAUCACCAAUGAAAUCCUUUUCAUCAGAACUUGGUGUUACAUUUACUAUCCAGCUGGAGGCUAAUCAUGUCAUUAAAGAUUCACAGGUUUGGGUUGGUACCAUUGGGUCAGGCCCCAAGGGUCGGAAUCUCUGUGCUACCUUCCAGAAUACUGAAACAUUUGAGUUCCAAGAUGAAGUAGGAGCACUUUUGUUAUCUGUGUGCCAGACUGUGAGCCAAGGAAUUUUGUGUUUCUUGCCAUCUUACAAGUUAUUAGAAAAAUUAAAAGAACGUUGGUUCUCUACUGGUUUAUGGCAUAAUCUGGAGUUGGUGAAGACAGUCAUUGUAGAACCACAGGGAGGAGAAAAAACGAAUUUUGAUGAAUUACUGCAGGUGUACUAUGACGCAAUCAAAUACAAAGGAGAGAAAGAUGGAGCUCUCCUGGUAGCAGUUUGUCGUGGUAAAGUGAGUGAGGGUCUGGAUUUCUCAGAUGACAAUGCCCGUGCUGUCAUAACAAUAGGAAUUCCUUUUCCAAAUGUGAAAGAUCUACAGGUUGAACUAAAACGACAAUACAAUGACCACCAUUCAAAAUUGAGAGGUCUUCUACCUGGCCGUCAGUGGUAUGAAAUUCAAGCAUACAGGGCCUUAAACCAGGCCCUUGGUAGAUGUAUUCGACACAGAAAUGAUUGGGGAGCUCUUAUUCUAGUGGAUGAUCGCUUUAGGAAUAACCCAAGUCGCUAUAUAUCUGGACUUUCUAAAUGGGUACGGCAGCAGAUUCAGCACCAUUCAACCUUUGAAAGUGCACUGGAGUCCUUAGCUGAAUUUUCCAAAAAGCAUCAAAAAGUUCUUAAUGUAUCCUUAAAGGACAGAACCAAUAUGCAGGACAAUGAGUCUACACUUGAAGUGACCUCUUUAAAGUACAGUACCCCACCUUAUUUACUGGAAGCAGCAAGUCAUCUAUCACCAGAAAAUUUUGUGGAAGAUGAAGCAAAGAUGUGUGUCCAGGAACUACAGUGUCCUAAAAUUAUUACCAAAAAUUCACCUCUACCAAGUGGCAUUAUCUCCAGAAAGGAGAAAAAUGAUCCAGUAUUCCUGGAAGAAGCAGGGAAAGCAGAAAAAAUUGUGAUUUCCAGAUCCACAAGCCCAACUUUCAACAAACAAACAAAGAGAGUUAGCUGGUCAAGCUUUAAUUCUUUGGGACAGUAUUUUACUGGUAAAAUACCGAAGGCAACACCUGAGCUCGGGUCAUCAGAGAAUAGUGCCUCUAGUCCUCCCUGUUUCGAAACAGAAAAGAUGGAAAGUAAAACUGUUUUGCCCUUCACUGAUAAAUGUGAAUCCUCAAAUCUGACAGUAAACACAUCGUUUGGAUCAUGUCCUCAAUCAGAAACCAUUAUUUCAUCAUUAAAGAUUGAUGCCACCCUUACUAGAAAAAAUCAUUCUGAACAUCCGCUCUGUUCUGAAGAAGCCCUGGAUCCAGACAUUGAAUUGUCUCUAGUAAGUGAAGAAGAUAAACAGUCCACUUCAAAUAGAGAUUUUGAAACAGAAGCAGAAGAUGAAUCUAUCUAUUUUACACCUGAACUUUAUGAUCCUGAAGAUACAGAUGAAGAAAAAAAUGACCUAGCCGAAACUGAUAGAGGAAAUAGAUUGGCUAACAAUUCAGACUGCAUUUUAGCUAAAGACCUUUUUGAAAUUAGAACUAUAAAAGAAGUAGAUUCAGCCAGAGAAGUGAAAGCUGAGGAUUGCACAGAUACAAAGUUGAAUGGAAUUCUGCAUACCGAAGAAAGUAAAAUUGAUGACAUGGAUGGUAAUAUAAAAACAACUUGGAUAAAUGAACUGGAACUGGGAAAAACUCAUGAAAUAGAAAUAAAGAGCUUUAAACCAUCUCCUUCCAAAAAUAAAGGCGUGUUUCCUGGUUUUAAGUAAUGAUACUUAACUCUCAAGCUAAGUAAAAAUAUGUCAUCAUGCUUAUGUUAAACUCUAUUUUAAGUCAUAAUUUGUACAUUGAAUAAGUGGCAUACUUUUUAAAAAACUAUUUUACGUUCAGAAAUGUAAAUGUUAUUAUUCUUGAGUUUUUGGGUUUUUUUUUUUUUGAGACAGAGUCUUGGUCUGUUGCCCAGGCUGGAAUGCAGUGGUGUGCUCUUGGCUCACUGCAACCUUCACCUCCAGGUCCAAGCGAUUCUCCUGCCUCAGCCUUCUGAGUAGCUGGGACUACAGGUGUGCACCACCAUGCCCAGCUACUUUUUGUAUUUUUAGGAGAGAUGGGGUUUCACCAUGUUGGCCAGGCUGGUCUCGAACUCCUGGCCUUGUGAUCUGCCCUUCUCUGCCUCCCUAAGUUGCUGGGAUUACAGGUGUGAGCCACUGUGCCUGGCCUAUUCUUGAGUUUUGAUAAAGUAAUUCAUACAAAAUAUUGUCCUCAAAUAAGUCUUCCUUAGCUAAAUGCAAUUUAAAAUUAUUCAAAGAUCCUAGGGCACUUCUAGUUUCACGUAAAUAUUCAUAUUAGGUGUUUCUCUUCAUCCAUUUGUUUUCAUACUGAUACAUAAAAAUUAAUAGCAGUCUAAUCUAGUCACACCUCAGUCAUAUUUCACUAUAGAUUUUACCACAAAUCAGUCCGAGACUUUUUUAGAGAUCACCAUUUGUCUUGAAAGGUUUAUUUCGUUAUUAAACUGCCUACUUAUAAGUAAUUAAGAGAAAUUAAGAAAGUAGUAUGCGUUUUUAAUUGAAAUUGUUUUACAUUCUUUGUAUAAUAAACCUAAAAUCAAACAUGUCAUAAACAAAUUGAUGUAAAGAUAUAAAAUGCCAAAUGAAGUAUUCUAAAUUUUCUAUUCUAAUUAUUUAUCUUCACCAUCAUUGUGGAAAAAAAUACUAGAUCCUGCUUGGUGUUAUAUAUUUUUCCUAGUGGAUCAGUGAGUAAUAAGUACCAAACACUAGACUAGAAGGUAAUUUCUACAUUGUUUAGAAAGGGUGAAACAAUUUAUCCCCUCUGGUAUUGGUCUAGUAUAAGCUUUAGUUAUACAAUGAUUAAGAUAGAAAACUUCAUAUAUAAAUUUGAUAAGCAAACCCACACUUAUAGCUGCAGCUCAAAUAUGUUUCCUUAGAGUACAGUAAUCCUUUCUGUGAAUUUUGACCUUGUUUGUGUUUUUAUGAAUGAAGCUAUAUGUCUAAUCAAAAAUGAUUAUAAAAGAUGCUCAUCUCUGACAUCAUUCCAAAAAUACAUUCAUUGAUUUUUUUUAAAAAACAUCUGUUAUUCACUGGGCAUUGGGACUUUUUGUGAGUAAUUUGAAUUGAAAUUUUAUGAGCUAUCCAAGAAUUCUGUAUGGUCUAUUAUUUUCAAGUCAAAAUUUCCAGUAAGGAUUUAUUUUACAUUUCAUUUGGAUAAAUGAAUUAUUAUAUAGGUAUGUCUUUGCUUCCAUUUUGAGACAUUUAGAUUUUUACAGCUUGUUUCUAUAGCAUUUGAUGUUACAACUCUAAGCGUAGUUCAAAGACAGUUAAAUUGACAAUUUACCAGUUAAAGAAUUUAGAAUAUAUUAGAUCCCAUCUAGUAUUAUAUAUUUUUUCUAGUUGAUCAGUAAGUACCAAAUACUAGAUUAGAAGGUAAUUUUUACGUUGUUUUGAAAGGGCGAAACAAUUUAUCUCCUCUGGUAUUAUUCUUAAACCACAGAUAGGGAUAGUAGGGUAGUGAAACGAAUAAAUACCUGGUAAAAGACAAGAGACUUGGGCUCUACACCUGGCUCUGCCACUAAUUUGCUAAGUCAUAUUGGCAAUCACCACACCCUUCGGGGAAUUAGUUUCAUCUGUAAAAUGCAGCGGUUAGUACUAUAAAAUCAUACAAAUUUCUUUGUGCUUUAAGAAUCUAUAAAGGAAUGUCUGUUGAUAUUCUGAGUCGAUUUUCAUUUGCUUUUGUUCCAGAACGGUUAAAAUAAAGCAUGUUAUUUCAUUAAAAAAGUAAAGCGGCUCUUACUCAUUUUACAUUUAGGGAACGAUGGUGAUGUGGUUUGGCUAUGUCCCCACCCAGAUCUCAUCUUGAAUUGUAGUUCCCGUAAUCCCGCCGUGUUGUGGGAAGGACCCAGUGGGAGGUAAUUGAAUCGGUGGGCGGGGUGGGGGGCGGUUACCCUCAUGCCGUUCUCGUGAUACUGAGUUCUUAUGAGACCUGCUGAUUUUAUAAGGAGCUUUUCCCAGCUUCACUCUCAUUCUCUCCUGCUGCCUUGUGAAAAGGUGCCUUCCACCAUGAUUUUAAGUUUCUUGAGGGCUCCCCAGUCAUGCAGAACGGUAAGUCAAUUAAACCUCUUUCCUUUAUAAAUUACCCAGUCUUGGGUAUGACUUUAUUAGCAGCAUGAGAACAGACUGACACAGAUGGUAUGAAUAUGUGCAUAGUAACUUGGAAAGCUAGAUAUUUAUUUUCACAAUGCUACAAUUAAAACACAUUUUGAGGACUUUUGAAAUUACCUUUAGGGCCGGGCGCAGUGGCUCACGCCUGUAAUCCCAGCACUUUGGGAGGCCAAGGCGGGUGGAUCACGAGGUCAGGAGAUCCAGACCAUCCUGGCUAACAUGGUGAAACCCCGUCUCUACUAAAAAUACAAAAAAUUAGCCAGGCGUGGUGGCGGGCACCUGUAGUCCCAGCUACUCGGGAGACUGAGGCAAGAGAAUGGCGUGAACCCGGGAGGCGGAGCUUGCAGUGAGCCGAGAUUGCACCACUGCACUCCAGCCUGGGCGACAGAGCGGGACUCCGUCUCAAAAAAAAAAAAAAAAAAAAAGGAAAUUACCUUUAGAAUUGGUAAACUACAUGAGAAAAUUAAGCAUAUUAUUCAUAUCUUAGUGUUAUUACCCAACUUCAUCUCAAAUACUUUCCCCUUUCCCUAGCUAGAUAUGUUUUUGUUUGUUUUAGGCAGUCUUGCUCUGUCGCUCAGGCUGGAGUGCAAAGGCACGAUCUUGGCUCACUGCAACCUCUGCCUCACAGGUUAAAGCAAUUCUCGUGUCUCAGCCUCCUCAGUAGCUGGGAUUACAGGUGUACACCACUGCACUCGGCUAAUUUUUUUCUUUUUUCUUUUUUUUUUUUUUUAAGUAUAGACAGGGUUUCACCAUGUUGGCCAGGCUUGUCUCAAACUCCUGACCUCAAGUGAUCUGCCCACCUCGGCCUCCCAAAGUGUUGGGAUUACAGGCGUGAGCCACCAUGCCUGGCCUAGAUAUUUUUUAUUCUUUCCAAAAUUUAAUUCUCCCUGAAGCUAAAAAUUUUCAUUACUGAGAAUGUACAUAGAGAUGUGUCACAACCCUUUAGUAAUUCCAAAAGGUGUUUCAAAAAUUUUAUACAAUGAUAAUCACUGUUGAAACAGGUGUAUAUUCUCCUCAGAUCAUGACUUUGACCAAGAUGAUAUUCCAAGAAGUAAACUACUGGCCUUUACAGAGUAGGAUGUAGGCCAUUUUCAUUACUGAUAACACACUUUUAAAAGAAAUGUUUAGAGUUAAAUAAGUUAAAACAUCUAAAUGCUUUUAAAAGAGCACCUGGCACAUUGCAAGUUAUUCAUUAUUAAUUAGUAGAUGAAUCAUAUAUCUGGAGUGCACCCUUGUUCUAUAUGAAGCCUUCCCUAACUAUAGAUAUAUAGGCGAUAGACUGACAAUAAAGAUUUGAGGAAAGAAAAAUUAUUUGGCUGGCUUAUUUUUUAAGCUUUUGAGAUGUAUAAGGUAGAGAUUCUUUAUCAAAUAAUUUAUGUGACACAUUCAAUGCAUAUGAAAUAAGUAUCUAAUACUGAAUUUAUUCAAGGACUGAAAGUAUAUAGAGCACACAGGCUGCAAACCAGGAAAACUACCAGUUAGAGAAAGGGCUUUAUUCAUGGAAGAAAGGUACAAUGUAAAGAAUAGAUGUUUCAUCACUUGAUUAAAUUAUUUAAAACUGUCUAGAAUUGUGUUAUAAAACUAUUACUAUGUUUCUAUGCACUUAGUUAUUACAUGGUUUUAAAUUUGGCACUGUUUCUAAGUUUCUGUAAGGCUUUGUUGUUAUUCUUAAGAUCUUUCUAUUCAAAACAUUAAUUUUAACAAAAAGCUUUUCCCCGUUAUUUUUCUGCAACUGGACUUUUUUGUAUUACUUUCCUAUAUUAAAACAUAUUUAAAAUA